AUGCUUGUUGUAAUUUUGACCGUUUUGACUCUGGUUCAGUUUGGAGAAGGGAAAAAAUGUCCUGCCGAAUGCACAUGCUUUACGGUGGCGCGCAAAAUGGAAGUAACAUGCUUCAAGAUGAGGUCUUUCCCAUCCAUGGACAGUUUCCCGGAAAAUACAAGUACACUGUAAGUGGAAAACUUUUUUUCUAUUUUUGUUUCUCAUUAUGGAGAUUUAAACUUAACCUCGCUCUUCCUUCGUAAGGGGAAUUGGCCUUUUUUCAUUGUUGAAUAUGUACGAAUAAACGUCAUUCAUUUCGUAUGUAGGUGAUGUGUUGUUUUGCACCGAAUCUGACCUUCCUCGUGGCAUUUCGCAAUAGUUCGCUAGUGAGCUGUAGAAAAUAUUUUUGAAAUAUCCUUUGUCAUUGAAAGUAGCUUGCUGAGCGGAAGUUUGCCUUUUCAAAUUCUAAUUUCAGAACCUAGUCGUGUUGCGGAACUCUCUUUUAUUAUUUCGUAACAUUGUUUGCUUCCGUAGGACGUAAUUCCUUUCUCACGGUAAUUAUUAUCGUUUUGAGAAGUACGUGGACUUUGUAAGAGACUUUUGCACUCGAUUACACAAUAUGGAUGCUUUUUUUGUGCGAGUUGUACGUAUUCUUGGUAGAAAAUCGGUUUCAGCGCAUCGAUUGAGGUCUCAAUUCUACUAAUGUCAUGGUUAUAAUUAUCAAAGGCCGUGGAAUCCUAUAAUCACCCUACUUUUAGCGCGAUCCCGCGUUCGGGUCAGAUUACAGAAUGUCAAACUCACGCUGCAGUAGAUUCCAUACUCGUGAACCAGUAAUUGCAGCAAAUAAAGUCAAUCCCGCGGAGAUUUUUACGUCACAGCUUUGCUAAGUAACUCUCGAUUGCCCUUACUGUUUAGCUUCUUCUGUAAAACUGCUUAUCCGAAAAACUAUGGGCACAAGGUAAUUUUAACCACGAGUUCUUUGCAAACAUGUGUUAUGCAAAUAGUUAAUGGCAUGUUAAUUUCUUCACUUAGACUAUAUGUCAACAGAAGUAACAUCGCUUUAACAAGAAUCUUUUUUUCGCCUCAAUUACUGUUGAUUUUUAAUUAUCUCGUAAUUCCUACUUCCUGCACCUUAAUGAAGUGUUCCAUCACUGCUUCAUCUUUCAUAUCUCCCUCAAGGGUAGAUGGAUAGAUGUGUCGAAGAAAUCUGCUGGCAAGCGUUUAAAAUUCCCCUCUCGCUGCCCUACAAGCGUUUUUUGCCUGUUACUAGCUCACCCGUUUCAGCGAUAUUAGUGUUGUUUCUGUUUUGCGUUUUUCUUUGUCCAUGACACGUGUCAACUUGAGAAGGGAAUUUUAUGGAAACUAUUUGAAAGGCAGGUGAAAUUGACUAAAUAGUUUGUUGGAUUUUUUUCUGUACCUUCCUUUUUCAGCUUUGGAUCAAAAGUUUAAGAAGCCACAUUUGUUUAUUUUCGCCUAAAAAGAUGUCAGAGCUUGUUUUAUUAUCUUCUAUCACAUAAUCUCAAGUGGAUGUUUUGAAAUGACUUAAUAUUUUAAUAAAUUUUGGCAGAAUGAGGUUUCGUGACUUGGACAACGUCGAGGUGCUCCUUGAAAUACGGGAAUUUGGCACGAACUUGCGACACGAAAACAAGUUUAGUUAAACACUCCGAUUGAAAAACGUUUUUAAUAUUUUUAACAUGAUCCAUUGUUUUCUCUUGAGGCGAGCUCUGACCCCUCAACAACAAGAAAACACUUCUAUUUGGAAAACAGCUUUGUUAUUUUUGUCUGAAGUUUCAAGCUCUAAGCUUAAAUUUACACCUUUUACUACUUCUUAGGAAGUGCGGGUCUUUAGCUGGUAUUUCUUACCACCCACGUAGAGUUCAAUAAAAAAUUCAAGCUUUGAAUUUUAAUCAUUGUGACUAAUCCUUUGAAUGGCGAGCUUGCCUUGGGUCUAAAUAAUUUUUAAGGUUUUCUCGCCCCAGAGUUUCUGCAUUACUGCCUAAUUGAAUCGUUGACAUUUUGACUGAAACUGUAAAUGUUGAAAAUGGAUCACUGACGCCGACAAUCUUCUGCUCGCUUUCUUGAUUAAACUACAUUCUACCAGUUUCGAGAAGGGGACAAACUGCUGUGCCAUUUUUUUUUUCUUUUCCAUAAUUGCACACGACUGAUAAAAAUUCUCAAUUACUAUUUUGCAGAGAACAAACAAAUUUCGAUCAUUGGAUUUAAUUUGUCCUAAAUUGUUUGUGAAAGAAAAAAAAUUGUAUAAACACUUUUUUUAUCUCAAACGCAGAGUUAAGUAGAUCGCGCGCUGAUCGUCCAAAAAACGUUGUUCUUUUGCAAUGAUGAAAGGAAAGAUAAAGCAGGUUUCCACGAUGCUCCCUCUCGCCUCUGAAAGACAUUGCAAAUCGCCCCCUCUCCAUAUAAACACACAAAACUGCUACUCUCACAAAAUUUUUUGUUACAAGAAUGAGAGAUUUGUUUUCCAUCAGAAAGGGAAUAACUUAUUUCUUUUAAUUUCUUGAAUUUAUUAUCGAGAAUUUUUUUCCUUUUUCUCUUUCUCCUUGCCAUAAUCUUGCCUCUUUUUGUCUCUUUUGACCAUACGCGUGAUGGAAAUCUUGAAAAGGAAGCAACUCUUUUCAUGCUAUUUGCAAGAGUUGACAUGUUUUUCACUGAAGUGUUGCCCUAAUGUGGAAACAACAAAGGAAUAAUCGCUUACUGCAUAAUUUAAGACUUCUUCACAGUAUGAAGUGCUGUCUUUGUUUUCAAGCCUUCUGCUACAUGUAGUUAAUUUUGUUUCAGGUAAGCGCACAGUAUGCCAAAGAAUAAAGGCAUUUUCAACUGGUAUUCAAUACAGAGGAAAUUUCUCCACGAAUUCUGCUAUAAUUCUCAUUAGCCUGACAAAAAUUUUUUGUGAAGUGGGGUCUUCGUGAGGAUACAUUAUUAAUUCGAGUUUUUAUUGUGACUGUAGACCCUGUCACGGGUAUUUAGCGAAGCUUGCGUAACGAAAAAAACGUCCAUUUCAAGGUAAUAGUAACUCCCGAGCUAAAAAUGUUUUCGUAUGACACAGCAUGACAAGGUGGUGGUACAGAAAAUAAAUGGGGAAUAAUACAUGGGCGCGCGUAGAUUUAAAUUUCUCUUCAAAUUGAUCACGAGAAAAGAAAUCCAUAUCUACCAUGUAUUAUUUUGUUUAUUAUAUAAACAAUUUAGGCCUUUACUGACGAGGAAAGUCGGGCGAAUGGCGCGAAAGGCGGGUGACGUGUCAGCAGCUCAUUGGCAAUAUCGAACACGUAAAAAAAUAUCGUAAUUUUAAACGGGAGAUGAUAUGGUUUUUCUCAGGGCUGGAAAUCCUUGUAAAACAUCGCAGGAAGUGCUUAAUAAUCUAACACCAUCAGGGAAUUUUGCCCUGUCAAAUCACGAGAGUAAAAGGAUAAUUUUUUGUUUUUUACAAAGUGCAUUCUCUUUUCUGUCACCAGUACUCCAUUUUAUGUGUUAAACCAUUGUUUUUACGUUGUUCUUUUUGUAGGAAUAUAUAUGACUCCUUGUUCUCAAACAUACCCGAAGGCGAGCUGAAUAAAUUGAAGAACCUAUCAAUCAUGUAAGUGUAUAUUAUCUUCCAUACUUUUUUCCCAGUUUUUUUAUUCUUUUUACCAGCAUCGGUAGCUAGUAUCCUCUGUACAAUUCCUUAUAGCAAACUACCCUUAAGUAGACUUCGAAGAAUAACUUUUUCAUCAUCUCGAGAUGGCUGUGUUAAGGAAAUUUAGCUAAAUGAAAGUGAAACACCAUGACAAUUUGAUAUCAUCAGCUGAUAUUAUUAUUAUUAUUAUUAUUAUUAUUAUUUUUAAUUAUCAGUCGAUAAUUAACAACUAUUACCUGUAGUGUAGGGGGCUAGUGGUUGAUAUUUCCAUCUCUAGGCACCGACACUGAGGUGAAUGGUUUUUUUUAGUAUACAAUAAAACAGUGAGACAAAAUAGCACAAAAAGAUGAUAUUAACUCAUUUUUUCCUGCAACAAUUACAAAAUUUUUCGGGCGCAAAUCCCGUGCGUCUUAUUCGGAGGUAAAUAGCGAAGGAUAUUAGAAGUUCGAUCAGCCAAUCAGCGCGCACCUUCAACGCUAUUAUACACUAAUGAAAAUUGGCCAUCAGCUUCGCAUCUCGGUAAAUACCCACCACUUCUCACUUGCACUCCGGUGAAAAAUUGUUCGUUUUUAACAUUUAAUCGUUGAAAAUUCAAACUGGAACUGAAAAUGUCCUCCUUUUUCAUCCUCAGACGCUUGAAAAACAACAUGAUUACUCACAUACAAGAUGGAGCCUUUGAUGGCCUCAAAGAUCUUUUCGAAAUGUAAGUAUGAAAUCCAUUUGUUGAAACAUGCAUUUGCAUCAAAUUAGCUUUUUUUCGUUAUUUAGUUGAAGGAGAAAAGUCGCUGACCGGUUUUUUUUUAUGUUUGAUGUUUUGUCUCUCAGAAACCUGGAUCACAACAAACUGGAGACCUUUCCUAUUUUCAAAACCAGGUCACCGCUGAAGAGGCUGUAAGUAAAGAUAUCUGUCUAUAGAUGUGAACGGUAGAUGAACGUGAACAAAUUCGCAUCUCGACUGGCAUAUCUACCUUUCAUGGCAGCUCUAUUAACAAACAAGUUCGUCUCUUCUUCUUAAACAACUGCAAAACUAUGAAGAAAUACUUUCACUGAAUUUGACGCAUGGUUUGAAAGUUGAUAAAUACCACUGGUAGAAUAUUGGUCAUUUAAACCGAUCAGGCGUGAGCAAAAAAUCUUAUGGAUUUUAGCAGUUUUGAAUAACAUUUUCUUGUGCUGCGUGAGAUUACGGAAAUCCGCAGCUUUUACCUCGAGAGUUUCUCAAGCUUUCAUAAUUCUUUACGGUAGCCAAGUUACAUUAUUAACUCAGUUGAUAAAACCGAAUUAUCUUGUCAUCUUGUCAUACCCUCUCUCCCUUCCCCCCCCCCCCCCACCGACGCAGUUUAACUAUUACGUGGGUUUACUAUUCGUUCAAUUCCUCACACCAAUCUCUAACCAUUGUCUUAAAAUAAAUUGUUCCAAAUUUUUUUUUUCUCCAGUUAUCUCAACCACAAUAACAUCAAAGCAUUGUCGCGAGUGUCUCUAAACAAUCUACCGGAGCUGACCCGAUUGUAAGUACAGACUCUGCAGACCUGCUUCAUAGAUAGCGGGCUUAAUUGCUAUGCUUCUGUAUCCGUAUAAAUUAGCCUUUCUGGCCGCGAAAACAUUUUGAAAUGAGUUCCAAAAUCAUUCCGCUCGGAUUUAUGACCCAAGCGUGAAGCGUGCGGGCCAUAAAUUCGAGCGGAAAAAACGAAUUAGUAAAAUAUUCAUUUUAACUCUAGGUUCAAGUAGAUGGGAAAGAUUUCAGUUGAAAGAGACUUUUGAAUUUAGCGGGCCGCAUAGUGCAUUAUGGCCCGUUGAAUUGACCGAUCACAACGCACGUACUAACUGAAAAAUGUAGUAAGCGGUAAAUUAUCAUUCCCGCCAUCUUGAAAGAGGUCUUUACAUUCUCUUUUAUCUCACCGACAGAUUCAUUCGCAGUUUCGACAUCAUCUAGCAACUAACGUUAUCGCUAGUCUCUCGAUACUAGUUGCUAGUUCACAGCUCAUUUUUCCCCAGAAUUUUGUCAGUUCUACAGUACCAUUUAAACUCUUAGGUGGAGAGAGACAUUGUGAGAUCGAGAUGUCUUUUCCAAGAUUAUAACGCUAUGAUUCCAGGACAAAGAAUAUUCUUAUCCCUUUUUUUAUGAAAAUAAUUGGAAAAUGAUGUUUUUUCAUAAAAAUUCCACCAUUUUUAUUUGCAGAAGAUUAGACGAGUCAAGCAUCACAGAGAUACCUGCGUUUAUAUUCAGUAACAACAAAAAGCUAGUAAAUUUGUAAGUAGAUUCGCUCGUCUAUUUUCCGUCAAUUACUCAGAGUUAUUCUUAGUUAAACAAAUUGCACAAUUUUUUUUUUAUUUGGAACCGAUUGGUGGAAGCGUCAGCCUGUAAACCAUGUAGAACUUGCAAAGGAGCAGAAGAUACAAACAAAACAGCAGUCGAGUCGGGACUCUGAAUACCUACUCUAAUUUUUCUUUUUCAAGGUCAUAAAAUUGAGUUUAACAAUGCACUUGUGAGGCACGAAUCCUGCAUUUUCAGGAUAGCCAUAUCAAGAACUGAAGCCACAAAACAAAUUAACUUCAGCUGAACUAAUGCUGUGUGUAUUUUCAUCUCAGGACUAUGCAGAACUCACCUUUGAAAAAAAUUGACGACGAUGCAUUUAAGGAUUCAAACCUCCAAGAACUGUAAGUAUCUAAUUUAAUGAGGUCAAUACUUGUUGAAAUUGUAAAAGCAAUUACCUAAUUCGGAAAUUAGGCAAUUAACGAGAAACACUCUGACAUGCAAGCUCUGCCAAUCUCUCUGUAAUCUAUACAAGAACUAAAACGCCCUGGAAAACGUCCGUCAUCAAAUUUUUGAAGCAAGUUUAGUUCAAAUUCAGAGUUGGUAACAAAUAUUUUUCGUAUGACACAGUUGUACCCAGCUCAGAGUUGAAAAUUCUGGAAGAUCCUAUCCUAAAAGCAAUAAAACUGUUCUAGCAAGUAGUAAAAACGACAAGGGUAUUACGAAGAAAUGAGCAUUUUUCGAAAAGCUCUUUUGAAAAGUGUCUUUUUAGAUCCUUGUCGACAAAUUUAAAAAAGUCACAAAAAAAGUUUCGUCGUAUUUUGUAGCAGUGACCCUACCAGUCUCGCAGAUCUCUUACUUCGACAGCCUUACGCACUACCCGAGACGUCUCGCAAGGUUUAUCUUACCUGCAAAACGUGACAAUGUCAUCGGAAACAUUGAUCUUAUUUUAUGAGUCCAAAGAAAAAGGGUAGAAGGCAAAUAUGGCAGUGACCAGAAUCCAUUUUAUUUUGUGUUUAAGUCCUCUUGCUGCACCCGGGUUUCCUUCUCUCUGUAGAAACCUAUAUCUCAAGCAAUGAUGGCGAGGUUUAACUCAUUCAAAAGGCGGACAUGAUUAUUAUUGUUCUAAGUAUUCAAUUAUUUUUAAACAUUUUGUCGAGGCUGGAAAAGGAAAAUUUACUUGAAUACAAACGAAAAGAAAUUAGGCUAGCAAUUUACGACAGAGGUCUAUGAGUAAAGACACGUUCAUUAUUUUCAUCAAUUUCCUUACCAUGCUUUCCAGGUUCUUACAAGGUACAAAAAUCACAUCGCUACCUGCAACAGGACUUGAUCAAUUAAAGAAAUUACACCUGGAGAAUGUUGAAGAUUUCUGGUCGAUUCCAGCCGGUCUGAAAAGCAUCACAGAGGUGUAUUUGAGUAAAUACAACUCUUUUUUGUGUUGUGCCUUCGAUCUGGGUACAUACCAGCGCAAUAUGGGACGACAAAUUAGCGACGCGUGGUGGACCUCCUCACCUAAACAUUUUACAUCAGCUGCUUACAAAAGUACAGCGACGGAACCCACGACAAAUACUGAUGAAUCCUCUACGUUAGCGUCUGUUGCGUCAGGAUCUUUUAGAUCUACAACAUACACGCCAACUCACAGCCCGAGCCAACACCGAAAUUCGUCGACCACUCCUUUUGACCCAUGGGGAAGAAGAAAACGUCGUGACUGGGGAGGAUGGGGGACACAAGCCCCCACGGCUAACCAUACAAGUGGUAGUUAUACCUCACAGAUAACUACGUCUGAUUCCAGCGGCGGGAAAACUCCCCCCGAUGGUUUUCUACCCGUAACAGCUUCUCAUCGUUCCACACUCCAUCAUGAAAACACUACAAACAGAAGUAUAGUAACAGAACCACCCCUUUCAACUGUGACUUGCUUGCCCGAAAGAGACGCAUACCACCCAUGUGAGGAUAUAAUGGGAGCAAAAUGGCUUACUGUGGUGUCUUUCAUGGUAGGAAGUGUGGCACUAAUUGCAAAUCUUGUCGUCGUCGUUGUCAUGCUCUCAAGUGAUCGUCGUUUGAACGUUCACCGUUUUCUAAUGUGCAACAUGGCCUUUGCGGACUUUUGUUUGGGCCUCUACAUCUUCCUGCUCGUGUGCGUGUCGCUGGACACUUCAGGUGAUUAUUACAACUAUGUCAGGACCUGGCAGUACGGUGCUGGCUGUCACAUCGUGGGCUUCCUUGCUGUGUUCUCCACAGAGCUGUCGGUGUACACUCUAACAGUCAUCACCAUCGAACGAUUUUUUGCCAUCGUGUACGCCAUGGAAGUGAAUACUCGACUUUCACUCCGCAAAGCAGUUAAAGUUAUGAUUGCAGGAUGGGUUCUUGCUCUUCUCCUCGCCAUUUUCCCUCUUGCUGAUGUAAACAGCUAUAGUAGUGUGGCAAUUUGCCUACCCUUUGACUCCCACACGAAAGGAGACUUGGCCUACGUGGGUAUCGUAUUAGUACUAAAUUUUGGGACUUUCUUGGUCAUCGCGGGAUUGUACGCGAAAAUGUUUCAAGUCGUGGUAGGACCCGGUCCAGUUGAUGGGGCCCCACAGAGGAAUGAUGCAAAAGUUGCUAAGCGGAUGGCUUUGCUUGUUUUUACCGACUUUGUUUGCUGGACCCCCAUUGCAUUGCUGGGCCUUAUAGCAGCUUUUGGCUCACCUCUUAUCGGAGUGGAGGAUUCAAAGUUUCUCCUCGUGUUCUUCUUUCCACUCAAUAGCCUAUGCAAUCCAUUUUUGUACGCCUUUUUCACGAAAGCGUUCAAGCGCGAGUUCUUUGCCCUUCUGAGUCGCUUUGGGUUCUGCCACACGCGAGCUUUACAUUACAAAGGGACGCUGUCGUCGCUUAUCUACUCCCGGUCACGCACCAAGCGCUCCACAAUAGCUGAAGAUGACACGAGAUCGAAGCGAAUCUCACAAGUAUCCGCUAUUUCAGGUACUGAGAUCAAAACAGGAAUUGGUUUCUUUAACGGCAACUGCAAUGUUUACCAAAAUGGCCAUCCUCAGGAUAGCUCACCGGAGUGCAUUCCCAUGAAAGGUGUUCACAACCAGGGCUUCGGCGAUGUAUCACCAGAGAACCCCGGCAACGAUGACGUUUUUUUCAAUCCUAUGGCUGGAGCAACACCGACGGCUGACACGUCUCCGAGAUCUCCUUCGCGGAGAUCGCCCGCGGAUUUGGAAUCUCCUGAUUGGUCAAAUCGUAGCACGCCCCAAAUUUCUCGAGCUCCAAGUGUCGGCAGCUUUCAUGCAGUCGAGGGACAGCUGACGGAGAGGAGAAUCAAAAAACAGUCCGUUUCGUUCAAGGAUAUCCCGAAAAUAGACCUUCAAAGCUCAACUGAAACACUGUGA
Messenger RNA from Pocillopora meandrina, 9232 nucleotides. NCBI's taxonomy places the organism in Eukaryota, Metazoa, Cnidaria, Anthozoa, Scleractinia, Pocilloporidae. The record is from the annotation of a GenBank genome assembly.